CACAACAAACCAACUAACAAACACAUUACUCAACCCAACUCUUAACCAUUUUCUCUUCUCUCCUCUCUUCUCCAUAUGGCUCUUGAAGCACUCAAUUUCUCCCAUAGUCCUCCUCUAAACACCCAAGAUCCAUUAAUGCAAACCAAGAAAAAACGCUCAAAACGACCUCGUUUAGACCCCUCUUCACCUUCCGAAGAAGAAUAUCUCGCUCUUUGUCUCAUCAUGCUCGCUCAAGGCGGGCCCUCUUCUAAAACUACCCUUGGCCUCGUCUCAGACGAGUCCGAGGAACAGAACAUUCCAGAACCAUCACGACCAGUCACCUACAAGUGCGCGGUUUGCGAUAAGCAAUUCUCCUCUUACCAAGCUUUAGGCGGUCACAAGGCUAGUCACCGGAAACCAGCGACCACCAUCGAAGGCUUAUCUGAUACGACGUCCGGCAUGCCUGAUUUUGGCGGGAAAUCGCACGUGUGCUCCAUAUGCAAUAAGUCAUUUCCGAGCGGUCAAGCUUUAGGCGGUCACAAGAGAUGCCACUAUGAAGGUGGCGUAAAUAUUAAUAAUAAUAAAAAAAUAAACUCCGCCGCCGUGAAUUCGAAUGUUUCUGACGGCGUUACCGACACGUCGACGGUGACGCAUAGUAGGAUGGUGGAUUUCGAUUUGAAUUUGCCGGCGUUGCCGGAUAAUUUGACUAUUGAAUUUGACGGAGUCAUCGAUCAUAUUUCAUUCGAUCAAGAAGUUGAAAGUCCUCAUCCGUCCAAGAAACCUCGCCCUUUUUUUGCUCUCUAAUUUAUUUCAGUUUGAGUAGACAGUAAUUUAUUAUCACACAAAUUAUUUAUUUUUUUUCUUUUGAUUUUUGUAAAUAUAAAGUUUGAUUGUAAGUUAUUAUUAUGACUA
Molecule: messenger RNA, 891 nt
Organism: Amaranthus tricolor (Joseph's coat)
Lineage: Eukaryota; Viridiplantae; Streptophyta; Magnoliopsida; Caryophyllales; Amaranthaceae
Product: zinc finger protein ZAT10-like
Exons: 1
Coding region: 76-783 (235 amino acids)
Molecular function (GO): DNA-binding transcription factor activity
Source: RefSeq, a predicted model, not a curated record